AUGCGCAAACCUCUCCAACAGCAGCAACAACAACAACAGCAUCAGCAGCCAAGUUAUACGCCACAUUUUCGCCAGCAACAAUCAAGAUCCUUUCAUUCUGUGUCUCCAGCUGCUUGUUCCAGCGACCAGCCACCCCAACGCCAACCUGCAUCUUUCACAUCUCCAUUCACCUCCAUCUCAUUACCAUCACUUCCAAACAACGUCAAAACCAGCCAAACAACACCGCAACAAUUAUCUCAAUCGUCAUCGUCAUCACCGUCACGACCUCUGACCUGUUACGUCAUCACCAUAUUAUCCGGACUGUCGUUCGUCUGCCUGUUUGUGGCUCUGGUCAGCGACAACUGGCUUCACACGCAGGAGAGGGUCUCCAAGUCCAAUGGCACGGCCACUUACACGGUGACCAAGAGUGGGCUCUGGACCAAGUGCUCGUACGAGAGUUAG
Helobdella robusta is the source of this 441-nucleotide messenger RNA. RefSeq lists its product as hypothetical. The record is from RefSeq and is a predicted model, not a curated record. Gene Ontology annotation, cellular component: membrane. NCBI's taxonomy places the organism in Eukaryota, Metazoa, Annelida, Clitellata, Rhynchobdellida, Glossiphoniidae. The transcript is spliced from 2 exons. The coding region runs from base 1 to 441 and encodes 146 amino acids.